Messenger RNA from Aspergillus viridinutans, 1143 nucleotides. RefSeq lists its product as uncharacterized. Bases 1 to 1143 code for a protein of 380 amino acids. The transcript is spliced from 2 exons. Lineage: Eukaryota; Fungi; Ascomycota; Eurotiomycetes; Eurotiales; Aspergillaceae. The record is from RefSeq and is a predicted model, not a curated record.
AUGGCAAAGUCUAUAAAAACCAUGGAUAUCCGCUUUUGUCACCCAGCAGACAAGAAAAGAAAAUGGCAUAAGGAUGGGAAACCACUGAGAAGUCUGACAUAUGCGCCCUGGUUCGAGUACGAAUUCAUGGACCACCAGAUCGUCUGCCUACCAUUCUGUCGAUUACACAAUGUCUCAUCCAAGAAACUGCGUUACUCGAAAAAAUGGGGCCUAGAUUGGACGAUUCCCGCACGCGCAGGGGUAUGUUUCAGACGCGAUGGUGGCUGGACCAUCGAUGAAUUUGACGAUAUCGACCUCUUCUUUUCGAAACUCAACGAUUGCUUCGUUGAUCGAGUUGAGAAGGGAUUGCCCGGGGAAGUAGCCCGUGCACUGCGGCAUCAACUGGAGCAAUGGACAAAAGCGGGCAUGCAGAAAGACGCUUUCAAAUUUGACAUAUUAUGCUCCCGAAAAUGGUACAGAGACCGGCACAGUGUCUCCUCGCCCUUCAUGACUUUCAGUCCCGACGAUGAUGAGUUUACUACAUCAGGUAAGAAUUCUCCUCAUGACUUGGGCAUUGCUGGCGAUGAUACAGGUAACCCUCCGGCACCUUUGAAAGAAGCUGCUGAGAUGCCCUUAUCCGAACACGAUGCUGCCAAGAAGGCUCUGCAUCGUGCAGACCUUGCUAACCAACCCUGCACUUUGACUCUUGCGCAGACGCGUGCAGUUUUAGACUGCCUCCGCCGAGAGUCACAGGCAUCAGCAUCUGGUUCGUUGACAAGCACUAAGGACAGCACAGCUCGACUGGAAUUUCUUGUACUCCUUGGGGAUUAUGCGGGCCGACUGUGGAAGUGCCUUCGGAAAGCAUCGGUCGCUCUCAAGGACGAACUACCGGAUCGUGUAGGCGCAUUCUAUGAAAGGCUGAUCGUCGAAGGCAAGUAUGGGCGAGGCGCUUAUGCCGACACCCUCCUUGCCUGUGUCAAUUACUUACGAGAGUCUGGAAUGGAUGUGGACGAAGAGACGGCCCGUCUGGCAAUACAAAUCUACACGGAACGACACGAGGCCUGUCAUACAGCUGGGAACCCCAAUAUCGCCGGCGACUUGCAAGAACUGGGAAGUCUGAAAAGGAGGGUCUACAUGCCUUUGAUGGCAUCCUCGAAGACAUAG